UCUCUCUUCAACUUCCCAAAACCCAAAGCUUCAAUAAAUCUCGUGUUAACGGUUACACUCCAAACCAAAACCAAAACCAACACCACCACCACCUCUUCCUCUUCCAUUUUCCUUUCAUUUUCUCUCCAUCUUCAACAUGAAGAAGCAGAAGUGCGUCGAAACGCAGCGUUCGAACUCAAACCCGAACCCGUUCGACGUUAUAUCGGAGGAACUCAUAUUCACAAUCCUGGACUUUCUAGAUUCGGACCCACUCGACAAGAAGUCAUUCUCGUUAACGUGCAAGUGGUUCUAUUCCGUUGAGGCGAAGCACCGAAGAGUCCUGAGGCCGUUACGGGCAGAGCACCUGCCCGCGAUCGUUGCCCGCUACCCGUUAGUUACGGACCUCGAUCUCACGCUCUGUCCGCGCGUGGGCGACGGGUCACUCGCCCUUCUCGCUGGAGCGUACAGGGACACGCUGCGGAGGCUGGACCUGUCGAGGUCCAAGUUCUUCACCGGGAGUGGGCUUUUGGGCUUGGGCCUGAGUUGCUGCAACCUGGUGGAGCUGGAUUUGUCGAACGCGACGGAGCUGAGGGACGCGGCGGCGGCCGCGGUGGCGAAAGCGAGUAAUCUCGAGAAGCUGUGGCUUGCGAGGUGUAAGUAUAUUACGGAUAUGGGGAUUGGGUGCAUCGCGGUUGGGUGCAGGAAGUUGAAGUUGAUUUCAUUGAAGUGGUGUUUGGGUGUUGGAGAUUUGGGUGUUGAUUUGCUUGCUAUCAAGUGUAAAGAGCUUCGUUCUUUGGAUCUCUCUUAUUUGCCUAUCACUGAGAAAUGUCUCUCGUCAAUCUUCAAAUUGCAACAUCUUGAAGAUUUGGUCCUCGAAGGAUGCUAUGGCAUUGAUGAUGACAGCCUCGUUGAUGAUGUCUUCAAACAAGGGUGCAAGACAAUGAAGAAACUUGAUAUCUCAAGUUGUCAAAACAUAAGCCACAUCGGUCUGUCAAAACUAACAACAAUUUCGGGAGGCAUUGAGCAACUCGAUUUAAAUCAUAACUAUUGUUGGCAUUUGAUUAUCCAGGUGACUCUUGCUUUUGCUGAUGGUUUGAAUAAACUUUCCAUGUUGCAAUCAAUCAUAUUGGAUGGCUGCCUUGUUACUUCUGAUGGAUUAAGGGCCAUUGGAAAUUUGUGCAUUUCACUCAGGGAGCUGAGUCUAAGGAAGUGUUUGGGAGUGACAGAUGAAGCUCUCUCGUUCCUUGUGUCAAAACACAAAGAUUUAAGGAAGCUUGACAUCACAUGCUGCCGCAAGAUAACUAAUGUUUCCAUUGCCAGCAUUGCUAAUUCAUGCAUAAGUCUCACUUCUCUCAAAAUGGAGUCAUGUACUCUAGUUCCACGAGAAGCAUUUAUCUUGAUUGGUCAGAAAUGCCAUUAUCUUGAGGAGCUUGACCUAACAGAUAAUGAAAUUGAUGACGAAGGUCUUAAGUCCAUUUCUCGUUGUUCCAGGCUCUCCAUCCUGAAAGCAGGAAUCUGCCUGAGCAUCACUGACAUAGGACUUGCCUAUGUUGGCAUGGGUUGCUCAAAGUUAAAGGAGCUGGAUCUAUACAGGUCUACAGGAGUAACAGAUUUGGGAAUUUCAGCAAUUGCUCGUGGUUGCCCUGGCCUUGAGAUGAUAAAUACAUCUUAUUGUACUAGCAUCACUGAUAGUACAUUAAUGUCCUUGUCUAAAUGUCCAAAUUUGAAGACACUCGAAAUUCGUGGAUGUCUUCUUGUUACAUCUAUAGGUCUGGCCGCAAUUGCUAUGAAUUGCAAACAACUAAGACGUCUGGACAUAAAGAAGUGCUACAACAUUGAUGAUAGUGGGAUGAUUCCACUAGCUCAUUUCUCCCAAAAUCUAAGACAGAUAAAUUUGUCAUAUAGCUCAAUUACAGAUGUGGGGCUUCUAUCACUUGCUAGUAUCAGCUGCCUUCAAAGCUUUACCAUGCUUCACCUGCAGGGCUUGGUUCCAGGAGGACUGGCUGCAGCCUUAUUGGCAUGUGGAGGGCUAACAAAAGUGAAGCUCCAUCUUUCACUAAGAUCUCUGUUACCUGAGAUGCUUAUCAAACAUGUAGAAGCCCGUGGCUGUGUAUUUGAAUGGAGAGAUAAAGUCUUUCAGGCUGAAUUGGACCCGAAAUGUUGGAAAUUACAGAUGGAAGAUCUGAUGCAAUAGGAUGAUUUUCUCAUGUUAUUUGAAGUUGAUAAAGACAAUGUGCACAUGGCAUACGAGUUAGUGAAGAAUCUCGCGUGUCUAGGAUAACGCAUCCACUUCUCGCUACCCUGUCCACCCACCUACACUUGAGGGGAAAAAAACAAGAAAGCAAGAAACCAACCAAAAAACAAAAAAAUCACUCCUCGUUAAACUUGACUAGGGAGUGUAGGGUGGAAGUAAUCCUUGUAUGCAGCCUUACCUUUGCAUAAUUGCAAAUAGGUUGUUUCCUGGAUUCGAAUCCAUAACCUUUUAGUUAUAAAAGAAUAGUUUUACCACUACUUCGGUUCGUCCUCUUUAAGAAACCAACCAAAAAACAGAAAUUAAAAUCAUUUCCGCUUAAAUCCGGACUACCCAGAAAGAAAGAAAGUAGUAUAGAGUAUAUUUGAAGUAUUCUGUUUAGUCCAUUGGAACAGGCCCUGGGAUGGAGGUAACAAAUUACCCUUCCAUGGACACCCAUGACCCAACUAGUUAGUUUUGGAUUCUAUCACAACUCACAAGUAAUUAUCUUGUCCUUAGUAGAUUGCUGAAGCAGAGGCAAACGCCAGUCCUUAAUUUUUGUUUCGGCUGUGAAAGCAAGGGCAAUCAAGUGUAUAAAAACUCUGUAACCUCUUUUUUUUAUUUUUUUUUGGAGGGGUCCAGUUGGAACCGUUCAGAGAUAUCAAGAAUCGGGGGCGAUCAAGUGUAUAAAAACUUUGCAACCUCUUUUCAUUUUUUAUUUUUAUUUUUUAAUAUCUGGAGUUCCUGUGAAAACCAAGGGUAAUCAAGUGUAUAAAGCUUUGUAACCUCUUCUGCUUUUCUUUUAAAUCCAACUGGAUCUGUUUAGAGACAUCAAGAAUGGACGAUGUUUCAAAUA
Messenger RNA from Gastrolobium bilobum, 3065 nucleotides. RefSeq names its product F-box/LRR-repeat protein 3. The record is from RefSeq and is a predicted model, not a curated record. The coding region runs from base 137 to 2173 and encodes 678 amino acids. NCBI's taxonomy places the organism in Eukaryota, Viridiplantae, Streptophyta, Magnoliopsida, Fabales, Fabaceae. Gene Ontology annotation, molecular function: protein binding. The transcript is spliced from 8 exons. Gene Ontology annotation, biological process: SCF-dependent proteasomal ubiquitin-dependent protein catabolic process. Gene Ontology annotation, cellular component: SCF ubiquitin ligase complex.